AUGAAUUCCGAUGAAAUGGAGAAAUUACAACCUAUGUUCAAUCGAAUUACUAGAAUUCUACAAAGUAUCAUUUUACUUUAUGUGCAGAGCCAACAACUAAUAGAAUAAUUCCAAUCAAAUUUCUAUAAAAAAUGGAACUACUAUAGAAUUCACUUCUUGAUCCAACCUUGGAAAUUAAUUCAUUAGAUUAUGAUUAAUUAACUUAUGAUGAAUUAAAUUAAUUGUCUAAGUUGAAUAAGGAAUCAAAAAUAGAAUUGCUUAUAAGUCUGUUCAAUUUAUUCUUCAAAUAAAAAAAAGUAGUUGGGGAAAUAGAUAUCUUGGGUAAAAGUACCAUUUUAUGGUCAAGGAAAAAAAUUGAAAUUGAUUUAGACAUUAAGGAAUUAAUAAUUUAUCGAUAAAAUUCAAAGGAAAAACCCUAUAUAAUAGAUUUAACAGAAUUUCUUAUUAAUUAAAGAGGCUAUCUAAGAGGCAGAUAUCAAUAUGAAUUAUUAUGUAGAGAUCCUAACGCAUAAAUUAAAGAUAUCAUUAUUGGAAGUGAAGAUAAGGAAGAAAUUACUAAAUGGGUUGAAUAUUUCUUAAUUUGUUGCAAAUAAGAAAAUGUGGAACGAUCUAAAACAAUUUUAAUGAAAAAUGAAUUAUAAAGUGAAAUUAAUUCUUAAGAUUCUCGUGACAGAUAUGGUACUGCUAUUAUCAAAAAAAAAUAAGCUGAUGAUACCAAAAUUACUAAAUAAAUAACUACAUUAAAACCUUAAUAAUAAUAAUAAUAUAUAAAACCAGAAACUAUUAUCAUUGAAGAAUAAAUUUUUCAAGAAAAUUUACCUAAUAUCUUUGAAAAUCUUAAAGAUAAACUUAAUCUAGAUUUUUUAAUGGAUGAUCAUGAAUUUACUUUAAUUUCAUUUGAACACUGUGCCAGAAUCAUGCAAUCAAAUAUUAAUAAAAAUAAUUUUAGAGUUUAUGUAUCUUUACCAAGAACUUCUCUUGAAAUACUCAUUAAUUCUCUUUAUGAUACAUCCUCACUUAAAAAAUGGAAUAAAUAAAUUAAAUCUUAAUAAAUCAUACUCUAAGCAACUCCUUUCCUUGCUUAAAUUGAAGAGAUUAGAGAACCUUUAAGUUUUCUUUAUUAACCAAGAUCUUUCAAAUUCUUAAGAUAUAUAUAUCCAUAUAAAGACUCUUUCUUUAUUAUUGAGAAAUCUUAUGAGAGUGAUGAUAAUUCUGGAUAUAUUGAAUGGAAUAUUAUUGGAAUUUUUCUCUAAGAUCUAUAAAGUAAAAUUAUGAUUGUAGACACACUUGUCUAUAACAAAGGGUAUAUAACUUAAAAUUAAGAUUAACAACUUAUUUUAAAUUAUGUUUAAUAAUUUCAAAAUUAUAAACAUUUUUUAAAAGAGGAAAACAGAAGAUAGUAAAUAAGUAAUGUCAAUUUUCCAAUAUUUGUAAGUGAAGCUAUGACUUUAAUAAACCGUUAUGAAUAACUUAAAAAUAAAUCAACCAAAAAAACAUUUAAGUCUUAAGUUACUCGAUCAGCAUAUUAAGAUUUAACUGUAUCUCCAAAUUUAUCUUUUUAAGCAAGCCAAAUUAAUGAUAGUUUUUCCUUAGAUGAAGAUAAUCAAUAAAGAGAUUCUUUUCUUAAAGAAGAUAUACGUUCAGAUUAAUAAAGAAGAGGAAUAUAUCUCAAAAAUGAGAAUAUAAAUUAAUUUUAUCUAAUCUCUAAAUAUACAAAGGAGUCCUUAUAAUAGUUUUUAUGUGAUAGAUUGUUGGAUAUUGAAUAAGAGGUACAUCAUCUUUCAUAAAUUCAUUACUAUUAAACAAAACCAUAGAUGAAUAUUUAAUUAGAAAGAUAUGAAAAGAAUAAUAAUGGAUAACAUUUUUUUUAUUAAUCAGAUUGGAUAUAUGAUGCUUAAAAAGGUUUCUUGAAAUUUAUAAAUUAAGAUAAACUUGCUCAAUAGAAGAAGGUUUUUUAUUACAUCUUACAGAAAAUUGGGUAAAGUCUAUUAAGAACAAGUAUACUACAUAUAUGUGUUCCUGUUCAUAUAUUUGAGAGGAGAACUAAUCUAUAAAGAUUAGCCAGUUCUUUUUCUUAUGCUCCUCAUUUCUUAGAACCUGUAGUUAAUAGUACUCCACUUGAUUAAAUGAAAGCCUUAUUAGGCUUCAUUGUAUCUAUGAAUAUAUUAUAUCUAUCAUUAGAGAAACCUUUUAAUCCAAUCCUUGGUGAAACCUUUCAAUGUUGGAUUAAAGGUUGUCCUAUUUACUUUGAAUAGAUUAGUCAUCAUCCACCUAUUGCAGCAUUUAUGAUGUAUGGGCAUGGAUAUAAAUUUAAUGGACAUUUUGAAACUUAAGCUUCUUUAGGUUUAAAUUCUAUUACUGGUAGUAAUUUUGGUAAAGUUAAUUUGGAAUUUGUUAAUGGUUCAAAAUUGGAAUUUAAUAAUUGUAAAGGAUAUUUAACUGGAAUAACAAUUGGAGAUAGGAUUUUUUAUUUAGAAGGUCCUAUUUAUUGUAUUGAUUAUGUUAAUGAAUAUUUAGGAGAAUUGUACUUUAAUCCACCAUCUGGAUUGUUUGGAAAAAAAAUGGCUUUAGAUUAUUUUUAAGGUUCAAUUUUUAAAAUUGACGAAAAAGAGGUAGCCAGAUGGAAAAAAUUAGGAUAUAAAAAAUAUUAAGGUUUAAAUGGAUCUACUUAAAAAUAUCCUGCUUUAAGUAAAAUAGAUGGAUAGUAUUUAUAAUUUUUAAUAAAAUAAGUUGGUAAUCUGAAGGUAAAAACUUUAAUGUUGACGAAAGAAACGUUUUUAAUAUUAUGACAGAUUUUCCUUAUGAAGUUUAUCCUGAAUAAUAUCCACUUGCUUCUGAUUCAUAAAAUAGACUAGAUUUAGUUGCUUGGCAAUUAAAUGAUUUUGAAUUAACAAUGAAAAAUAAAGUAUUAAAAUAUUAUUAAUUUAUAGGAAUAUUUAGAAAACUAAUAAAGAAGAGAUAGGUAAUUAAGAAAUAAAAAAUGA
Molecule: messenger RNA, 2984 nt
Organism: Paramecium sonneborni
Lineage: Eukaryota; Ciliophora; Oligohymenophorea; Peniculida; Parameciidae
Source: the annotation of a GenBank genome assembly